This is a messenger RNA of Alternaria rosae, 879 nucleotides long. RefSeq lists its product as uncharacterized. The transcript has 2 exons. The record is from RefSeq and is a predicted model, not a curated record. The coding region runs from base 1 to 879 and encodes 292 amino acids. Lineage: Eukaryota; Fungi; Ascomycota; Dothideomycetes; Pleosporales; Pleosporaceae.
AUGUGCGAUUCCACGUUUACGUUUGGCCAACGGGGCAGCCACUUCUUCCAAUGUCCCUCGCGACGAGAAAUCGCACGUCUCCCGAGAAAGUUGGCGAGAUUACUCAGCUCUUCACAACUGAAGAAGAUUCAUCAUGUGACCCUAGGUUUUGAGGAUGCUUUCCUCCUUACCUGGCGUGAUACGGAUGGGACAGAUCGCAUUGAAAGCUCAGGACUCCCGGCCGAGUUAGUUGAGUUUCUGCAUACUCGGAACCGCAACGUCUCCAAUAUCCGGUGUACGUUAGGGCCGUACAACUCAUCUUUCUUCGUCCACGACAAAACUUCCUAUCUUUGGAAAAACCUUCCAGGACCUCUACUCGUUGCCCUGCAGAACAACAUCCAGGAUGGGAGUUGGACUGAUAGACCCCGCCUCGUAGCACUAGGCGCCGGAGAUAACUUUCUUUUAAUAACCGAGAAGAACGCGACCGUUUGGGAUCUGCGACACUACAAGUCUGCUGUUACAUUCCUCCAAAAGAACGCCAUAACGGACAUCCAAAACUUCGUCUUGCAUUCCUACCGGUAUCAAAGCUUCCUCGCCCAGACUCGGAGCGGCAAACUUGUUUCCGAAAAUAUACCACCACAUCAGGUUGUGGGCGUCCAAGCCAUGAUGGGACCGAUCUUGCAAGACACAAUGAAUGCGCAACGAAGAAUUCUCGCACGCGCAGAGAGUGAAAAGAGAGCGACGACCUUACCAAGGAAACCCAGCACGCUUCAACAACGUGCGCAAAUUCGGAGAGAAUGGAGUCACCACAGUCAGGAGUUCACGGCCCAAGCCAAGGGCGUAAAGUUGAGUUUUAGUCUCAAUGUAAGCUUGGGCGGCCUGGCGAGGAUGUUGGGAUGA